CUUCUUCCAUCCACCAAAUUUUUCAAAAUGGCAGAAUCCGAAGAAUAUAAGACUGUCAUUGGUAUUUCUUUUGGAAACCAAAAUAGUUCUAUCUCUUUUAACAGAGAUGGAAAGACUGAUGUUAUGGCAAAUGAAGAAGGAAACCGCCAAAUUCCUUCCAUUUUGUCUUACCAAGGUGACCAAGAAUACCAUGGUGUUCAAGCUCGUGGCCAACUUGUUCGCAAUGCCGACAAUUCCGUAACUAACUUCCGUGAUUUGCUUGGCAAGUCUCAUCAAGAAGUUACAAACCACCACUGCCAUUAUUCAGCUACUCCUAUUAACGUAGAGGGACAAGUGGGCUUUAAGGUCACCGUCCAAGAGGAUGAGGAAUCUAAACCAAAGGAAAAGAUCGUUACUGCUCAAGAAGCCAGUGCUCGCCACUUGCAACGUCUUCGUGAAUCUGCCCAAGACUUUUUGGGUGUUAAGGUCGAUGGUUGUGUUAUGUCCGUCCCUGUUUACUUCACUGAAAAUCAAAGAAAGGCUUUGGAAGCUGCUGCUGCCCAAGCUGGCCUCCCCAUCCUUCAAUUAAUUCAUGACCCUGCUGCUAUUCUUCUUGCACUCAUGUAUUCUGAGUCCGUUCUUGUCGAUAAGACUGUUGUCGUUGCCAACUUUGGUGCUAAUCGCUCGGAAGUUUCCGUUGUUUCUAUUAAGGGUGGUAUGAUGACCAUCCUAUCUACUGCUCACGAUGAAAAUCUUGGCGGUGAACAAUUGACUGAUGUUUUGGUCAAAUAUUUUGCUAAGGAGUUUGAAAAGAAAAAUGGAAUUGAUCCCCUCAAAAAUGCUCGUUCUGUUGCAAAGCUCAGGGAACAAUGUGAACUUACCAAGCGUGUUCUCAGCAACAAUACCAAUGCCUCAGCUGCGGUUGAUUCUCUUGCUGAAGGCGUUGAUUUCCAUGCUACCCUUAACCGCCUUCGUUUUGAACUCGCCGCCGCUGCUCCUUUGAACCGUAUGUCUCAGCUUGUUGAGGAAGCUGUUAAGAAAGCUAAUUUGGAGCCUUUCGAUGUUACUGAAGUGAUCUUGGCUGGUGGUGCUUCCAAUACCCCCAAGUUGACUUCUUUAAUGGAAGGGAUCUUCCCUGAACAGACUGCUAUCCGCUCCACUAGCUCUGUUACCCCUUUGCCUUUUGAAGCUUCUGAACUCACUGCUAUUGGUUCUGGUGUUCAAGCUUCUUUGGUUGGUCACUUUGAACCUUCUGAUAUCGCUUCUUCUAUGGAGCCCGCCAUCGUUGAAGCUCCUCAUCUUACUGCUCCUAUUGGUAUUAACGAGGGUGAAAACUUUGUUACCGUCUUUGACAUUGAGACUGCCUUGCCCACCCGUAAAAUUGUUGAGGUUGUUACCCCUAAGGAAGGUGGUGCUUAUAUCCCUGUUUUUGAGGCUGAGCGCUCAGUCAAGGUUACUAAGGUUGAAUCCGAACCUUUAGAUGAAGAGGAGGCACUUUCUGACGAAGAAGAGGAGGAGCCUGAGGAAGUCAAGGAACGCAUUGCUGUCCCCAAGACCUUACUUGCUACCAUUAACAUUCCUGAUGUCCCAGCCAACUCAAAGGUUGAAUUGGUUCUUCAAUUAGAUGUUGAAGGAAACCUUACCGCUACUGCUCGUCCCAAGGAUGGUAAGGGUUCUAGCGUUCGUGGAUCUACUGCAUAAAAUUAUGGUUUUUGGUUGGUAAAAACGUCUAGUAAUUCUAUAAUAUAUGAUUCCCUAAAUUUACUAGUGUAUUGUUUCUAUGUGAUGCACACGUUUGGAUCUCUUUUAUACUACUUUACAUCACUAUAAGAAAAAGGUGAAAGGUCUGAAUAGUAGAUGGUAUGGGUAAAUAUGUUUCUACUUUUUUGGAUAUUUUACAGACAAUGGAUUUAUAGCGUUGCGUUGACGUGGUUUAACCAAGUGGUUGUAGUUGGUAGUUGCAUUAAAUUUCAAGUUUUCCAUCCGCAAUUAAUUAAAAGAUUAUUCAGG
Schizosaccharomyces cryophilus OY26 is the source of this 1989-nucleotide messenger RNA. RefSeq names its product heat shock protein Pdr13. The coding region runs from base 28 to 1680 and encodes 550 amino acids. The transcript is spliced from 2 exons. Gene Ontology annotation, biological process: protein folding. Gene Ontology annotation, molecular function: ATP binding; ATP-dependent protein folding chaperone. NCBI's taxonomy places the organism in Eukaryota, Fungi, Ascomycota, Schizosaccharomycetes, Schizosaccharomycetales, Schizosaccharomycetaceae. Gene Ontology annotation, cellular component: nucleus; cytosol. The record is from RefSeq and is a predicted model, not a curated record.